UUUGUUUACCUUUUUGUCAUCUAAGAUUGUGUUGUCAGUUGUCAGCCCCCGGGUUUAAUAAAACGGAAGCAUUUUGUGAUUAAACAAGGAUUUUAGCCUCUACUACUCAAAUCUCCUCAAGCGGAAGUCAACAGGAAUAAAUCAGUAAAUGUUUUUGGUUAGGGAGACACACGAGCAUCGUGAACCUGGGUACAGAAUAAGAGACUUUCUCUCAUUGUUAAUUUCACCUGAUUAGUGUCUGAUUGUGGAGCUCUACCAACACAGUUGGCCUCUUCCUCCUUUAAGGGGUUGCUUUUACGACCACUAAAUUAUUCCAAAACUAAUUGUGUGGUGAUAAAACUAAAAGGCUCAACUGAUUACAUACAAACCAACAGGUCAUUUUUUGAUAUUACAGAAACACUGCAAAGCACUAAAAGUAAACUGCGUAUGAUUUAAUUGCUGAGCCACAACUUUAUUUCCUAAUUGUGUUGAUUCAAAAAAGCUAGACGUACCUGCAGUUUUUUAUUAUUUUUUUUUAAUUCCCAAAGUUUGUGUUUGUUAAUUUUCUUAAUUUGACCAUGUUCAGUGAAUUGCCCACUUGGAACGUCAUUUGAACACAUUAAUUCUUGCCAACUAUCCAUGCCCCUUGAACUUUACCACAUUUUGUCCCAUUACUACAAGAAACUUUCAUGAAUUUUAUCAGGAUUCUAUGUAAUACAACAGCUCAAAGUAGUGCAUAUCUGAAGUUGACUAAAAAUAAUACAGGGCACCGUUCAGUCCCUCAUGUAAAGAAUAAAGGGAAUGACUCCUGUAAUCUGGUAUUUAUGUAGAAGAGUAGCCACUAUUGAAAGAAAGCCACAAAAAGUCCUAUUUGCAGUUUAACAAACACUGAUCACACCAUCCUCACGGUGAACAAUUGUGGUAGCAGCAUCAUGCUGUGGGGAUUUUUGUUCAGAUGACACAGGGAAGUAGGUCAGAGUGGAUUGGAAGAAGGUUGGAGCUAUUUGCAGGGCAACCUUGGAAAAAAGCCUGUUUGAGGCUAACUGGAUCACAGUUUGUCAGCAAAACAACCAUAAACAUAGUCAGAGAUAUAUGAUGUAAUGAUUUAGAUCACAACAUAUUCAUGUACUAGAAUGGUGUAGACUUGAAUUUAACCAAGAGUUUUUUAUUUUUUAGAUAUUUUUUCAGCACUAGUGGCCUUUAUUUUUUUUUGACAGUAGGUAGACAGGAAAGAGGGGGAGAGACAUUCGGUAAAUGUCGCCGGGUCUGGGACUCGUACCCAGGACGGCUGCUUCGAGGACUGUAGCCUCUGUAUAUGGUCACAUGCUUAACCCCUACACCAUCAGCGCCAUGCCAAAUCUAAUCAAGAAUUUGACAAGAUUUGAAAAUUGAUGUUCACAAACACCCUCCAGUCUGACUGAGCUUGGACUAUUUUGCAAAGGAGAAUGGGCAAGAGGCAAGCUGUCUAGAUGUGCGAAGCUGGCAGAGGCAUACCCCUGAAGACAUGCAGUUUUAACUUAAGACCUCCAGCAUGGCAGGGAGACGGGCUCUGAAGGCUGUGCUCAUAGACCUCAGUGGAACCCUACACAUAGAGGACACUGCAGUGCCUGGGGUGCAGGAUGCCCUCAACAGGCUGCGAAAGGCAUCUGUUGCUGUGAAGUUCGUGACCAACACAACAAAGGAAAGUAAGAGGAACUUACUGGAGCGACUGCAACGACUUAACUUUGACCUCCAGGAAAAAGAAAUUUUCACGUCUCUGAGUGCAGCAAGGUGUUUGUUGGAACAGAAACAACUCAGGCCGCUGCUUCUGGUGGAGGACAACGCGCUGGAAGACUUCACUGGCAUUGACACUUCAGAGCCAAACGCGGUCGUCGUUGGACUCGCGCCUGAUCAGUUUAACUACCAAACUCUCAACAGGGCUUUCAGAAUGAUUUUGGAUGGAGCUUCCCUUAUUGCCAUUCAUAAGGCUCGUUACUACAAACGUAAAGAUGGUUUGGCCCUCGGCCCUGGACCCUUUGUGACAGGCUUAGAGUAUGCCACAGACUGUAAAGCUACAGUGGUGGGAAAGCCUGAAAAGACAUUUUUCACACAGGCCUUGUCAGAUUUAGGAUGUAGCCCCAGUGAAGCUGUCAUGAUAGGAGAUGAUGCCAGAGAUGAUGUAGGUGGGGCUCAGAAUGCAGGAAUGUUGGGUAUUCUCGUCAGAACAGGUAAAUACAGAGAUGGAGAUGAAAAGAGAAUUGACCCACCUCCUUACCUGACGUGCGACACUUUCCCUGAUGCCGUUGAACACAUCCUGCAGAAUCUGCUAUAAGCUACUAUGUACUCCUACACUCCUGUUAUCAUUUGCACAAAUAAACCCUCAGUCACA
This is a messenger RNA of Girardinichthys multiradiatus, 2347 nucleotides long. It is a transcript of the gene hdhd2, whose product is annotated as haloacid dehalogenase-like hydrolase domain containing 2. Bases 1511 to 2290 code for a protein of 259 amino acids. Gene Ontology annotation, molecular function: phosphatase activity. The transcript is spliced from 9 exons. Lineage: Eukaryota; Metazoa; Chordata; Actinopteri; Cyprinodontiformes; Goodeidae. The record is from RefSeq and is a predicted model, not a curated record. Gene Ontology annotation, biological process: dephosphorylation.